Messenger RNA from Peromyscus californicus insignis, 879 nucleotides. It is a transcript of the gene Acyp2, whose product is annotated as acylphosphatase 2. Gene Ontology annotation, molecular function: acylphosphatase activity. Bases 237 to 569 code for a protein of 110 amino acids. Lineage: Eukaryota; Metazoa; Chordata; Mammalia; Rodentia; Cricetidae. The transcript has 7 exons. The record is from RefSeq and is a predicted model, not a curated record.
CGCCGCAGCACCCGCGCCGCACAUCCCGCUCCGCUUGCUCGCGAGAAGGCUGGCCACCAUGGCGGAGCCGCUCAAGUCUGUGGACUACGAAGUGUUCGGGAGAGUGCAGGGUAGCCUCCCUGGUGAUGUGGGUAGCAGUCCAGUCAUCCUUGUUCCACAUCUAGUAUCCUCCUAUGAUAUACUGCCAUCAGGAAACACUGCAAAGUUAUAAAGUACCCUAACUGUGGAAUGUUCAUAUGCUCCUACCCAGGAACAGCUGCUGUGUGCAAGCAGUAUCUUUUGACUUCCUUGGAGGUGUUUGCUUCAGAAUGUACACAGAAGGAGAAGCUAAGAAAAGAGGAGUGGUUGGCUGGGUGAAGAAUACAAGCAAAGGGACUGUGACAGGUCAAGUGCAAGGUCCCGAAGAAAAGGUGGAUUCCAUUGCCCCACGUAUGACGUGCAUCGCACUGUGUGCUUGGUGCCUGGGGAGGCCAAAAGAAGACAGUGAAUCCCCUGGAACUGGAGUUACAGAUGGUUGUGAGCUGCCAUGUGGAUGCCAAGUCUUCUGCAAGAGCAGAAAGCCUGGCUAAGCAAGGUUGGGAGUCCUAGUUCUCGCAUCGACCGGACAGACUUUUCUAAUGAAAAAACCAUCUCUAAACUGGAAUACUCUAAUUUUAGUAUUCGAUAUUAAUGGGAGAAAAAUAACAAUUGUAAAGUUACAUUGCAGGAAAUAAAACACUUUCUUAAAUUUGUAGUAGUAGGAUUAAAAAAUGGGGACUUUCUGUUCUGGAAACCUCAGAAUUAUGUUACUAAAAUGUCUGAAACUGAAAAACUUUUACCCACCUAUGUUUUCAGCAAGAAGAAAACAAAUAUUAUAAAAUAAAAUGUUGUAAAGUAUCA